Molecule: messenger RNA, 10099 nt
Organism: Xenopus laevis (African clawed frog)
Lineage: Eukaryota; Metazoa; Chordata; Amphibia; Anura; Pipidae
Gene: lama1.L
Product: laminin subunit alpha-1
Exons: 63
Coding region: 307-9606 (3099 amino acids)
Source: RefSeq, a predicted model, not a curated record
UUCGGCUUCUGGAAAAACUACUCGUUUGAGCGAUUGUAAGCAGACGAUUGGAGAGUGGAGUUCUAACGAAAAUGCAUGCUGCAUCAGACACCCCUCCCUCUUUGGCUGAAUGGUUUCUCCCCCUGCCCUCUUCUUUUCCUAAGCGGUUUCCCCAGAGCCCUUUGGAUGAGAGAAGAUCCUCAGUGAGAAUAGAAGUUGCAGAGCGGGGGGUGCAGCACAGACCCUCUAAGCACGGAUGCCAAAUUUAUAACCUACAGCAAAUUACCGGCCCCAUUCCCUGUCCUUCAUAUUGGAACAGAGUGAGAAAUGCUCUGCCGAGUGCUGCUGCUUUUGCUGCUGGGCGCUGCGGUCCGCUGCCAGCUCAGAGGCUUGUUUCCUGCCAUAUUAAAUCUUGCAAGCAAUGCACAAAUUUCCACUAAUGCUACCUGUGGGGAGAUGGGUCCAGAGAUGUUCUGCAAGCUUGUGGAACAUGUGCCAGGAAGGCCAGUUCGCAAUGCGCAGUGUCGUAUGUGUGACCAGAACAGCAUCAAUCCUAAAGAAAGACAUCCAAUUACUAAUGCUAUUGAUGGUACCAAUGACUGGUGGCAAAGUCCAAGCAUACAGAACGGGCGAGUUUACCACUGGGUUACUAUAACCUUAGAUUUAAAACAAGUUUUCCAAGUGGCAUAUGUCAUUAUUAAGGCGGCAAAUUCUCCACGACCUGGUAACUGGAUCUUGGAACGUUCUGUCGAUGGAGUUGAGUUUAUGCCUUGGCAAUAUUAUGCAAUCAGUGACACAGAGUGCUUGACCCGGUACAACGUGACUCCCAGGCUUGGCCCUCCAACCUACAAGAGAGAUGAUGAAGUGAUAUGCACGUCUUAUUAUUCCAGGCUUGUGCCACUGGAGCAUGGAGAGAUUCACACUUCUUUGAUUAAUGGAAGACCAAGUGCAGAAGAUCUCUCCCCAAAGUUGCUGGAUUUUACCUCCGCAAGAUACAUCCGCCUCCGACUGCAGCGCAUUAGGACACUCAAUGCUGAUCUCAUGACCCUUAGUUACCGGGACCUCAGAGAUGUUGAUCCAAUAGUAACAAGAAGGUACUACUAUUCAGUUAAGGAUAUAUCUGUUGGAGGUAUGUGUAUCUGCUAUGGACACGCUCGGAGCUGCCCUUGGGAUGACGUUAGCAAAAAAUUUCAGUGCCAGUGUGAACGUAACACUUGUGGAGAAAGCUGUAGUGAAUGUUGCCCAGGAUACCACCAAAACCCAUGGCGGCCUGGCACCAUUUCAGUUGGGAACAAGUGUGAAAAAUGUAACUGUCAUAACAAAGCAGAAGACUGUUAUUAUGACCAAAGUGUGGCAGAUCGAAAUAUGAGCUUGAACAUCCAUGAGCAGUAUAUCGGCGGAGGAGUUUGUCUCAACUGCACUCAAUUUACAGCUGGAAUAAACUGUGAAACAUGUAUUGAUGGCUACUAUAGACAACAUAAGGUUUCCCCAUAUGAAGAGAAUCCAUGCAUUCCUUGUGAAUGUGAUGCUUAUGGUUCUGUUAAUUCAGUUUGUGUCACUGAUGAUAAUCAUGCCAAACCAGGUUCCCCACCAGGUCAGUGUCAGUGCAAAGAAGGCUACACUGGAAGAAAAUGUGAUCAGUGCGAAUUUGGAUUCAAGGGAUACCCCCACUGUGUGAGGUGCAAUUGUAGUCUAGUGGGGAGUGUGAAUGAGGAUCCUUGUGCUGAGCAAUGUCUAUGUAAGGAAAAUGUGGAAGGUGAGAACUGUGAUCAGUGUAAGGCUGGCUUCUACAACCUGCAGGAAAGGAAUCCGGAAGGAUGUACGGAAUGUUUCUGUUUCGGUGUGUCUGGUGUGUGCGAUGGCUUAUUUUGGCACACUACUCAGAUAUCUGAUGUUGUUGGCUGGCAUAUUAGUGACCUGCAAGGAACACAACAUCUUCAGCCCAAACAAGAUCAUUUUGAUGGCCCUCAUCAAAUAAGUGUUAAUAAUUCAGAGGCUAGGAAGGCAUUUCAGUCAGCUUUUUUCUGGGAGGCACCCUCAUCUUACCUUGGAAAUAAGCUGACCUCGUAUGGAGGGUACUUGCGGUACACAGUGUCUUAUGACAUUCCAGAGGAAAGUACAAACAGUGAGCUAAUUUCUGAUGUGGAUGUCAUUAUUAAGGGAAAUGGCCAUACUUUAGGCACCAGAAAUGAUGGUGUGCUGCUGCAACCCUUUGAGGAGCAUACUACAGAGCUAAAGCUUGUUCCGGACAACUUUAUGGAUUUCAGUACACGGAAACCUGUGGAUCGGGACAGACUGCUGACUGUUCUUGCUAACAUAAACCACCUAAAAAUCAGAGCUAACUACAACCAUGCAAAAAACACAAUAACAAGACUGAGCUCAGUCACUAUGGAUUCGGCAAAACCCAAUGUCAUUGCCCUCUUACCAGCUGUUCAGGUGGAAAACUGUGAAUGCCCUCCUGGCUACGCUGGCACAUCUUGUGAGUCUUGCAUUCCUGGAUACUAUCGUGUUGGUGGAACUCUCUUUGGAGGUAUCUGCCAGCCAUGUGAAUGCAAUGGUCAUGCAACUGAAUGUGACAUCCAUGGAGUGUGUUUUGAUUGUCAACACAAUACUACAGGGCCUCAUUGUGACCAGUGUUUGCCAGGCUUUUAUGGAAAUCCUUCACAUGGAACCCCACAGGACUGCCAGCCAUGUACUUGUCCUUUGAGCAUCUCUUCUAAUAAUUUUAGUCCAACAUGCCAUUUGUCCAGUGAUGAGGAAGUGAUCUGUGACCAGUGCCCGCCUGGUUACGCUGGUUCACGAUGUGACAAGUGUGCAGAUGGUUACUAUGGAAACCCAACCACGCCUGGGGGCCUGUGUGUGCCUUGUGAUUGCAAUGGCAAUGUAGACCCUUCUGAAAGCGGCCGCUGUGAUUCUGUGACAGGAGAAUGCCUUAAAUGCAUUGCUAACACAGCUGGAAGCCAUUGUGAAAGAUGUGCCGAUGGCUUUUAUGGCGAUGCAGUGUUUGCUAAGAACUGUACUGCAUGCCGAUGCCACCCAAACAGUUCCAUUUCGGCCACGUGCCACCACGAGACUGGGUUCUGUGAGUGCAAAACCAAUGUACUUGGACAAAGAUGCGACCAGUGUAUGCACGGCUAUUAUGGCUUGACUACUGGCCUGGGCUGUCUUCCCUGUAACUGUAGCCAAAUGGGCUCCAUCUCGGAUGCCUGCAAUGAUUUAGGGCAAUGCCCCUGUGUUCCUGGCGUGGCUGGAUUGAAGUGUGACAUUUGUGCUCAUGGAUUUUAUGCAUUCCAGGAGGGUGGCUGCUCGCCUUGUGAUUGUGCACACACGCAGAACAACUGUAACCCCAACACUGGAGAGUGUAUUUGUCCUCCUCACACAAUUGGGCCUAAAUGUGAUUCCUGUGAAGCAAACUACUGGGGCCAUGAUCCAGAACUGGGCUGUCUGGAGUGCAAUUGCAGCAUCGCAGGUUCGCAAACGCUUCAGUGUGACCUGUCGUCUGGCCAAUGUCCUUGCAGAGAUGGGUUUGGAGGGCAGACUUGCAAUGCUUGCGCUUUUGGAUUCAGGCAAUACCCCAGCUGUGUUGCUUGUGAUUGUGAGCCCAGUGGUACCCAAUCUGCCUGGUGCGAUGACACACAAACUGUGUGCAGCUGCGAGGAAGAUACUGGUGUCUGUGCUUGUAAGCACAAUGUGGUGGGAAGUUACUGCAAUGAAUGCAAGGCUGGAACCUUUGCUCUGCGUGCUGACAAUCCACUGGGCUGCUCCCCGUGUUUCUGUUCUGGAGUAUCACAGCUUUGCACAGAAAUGGAUGGCUAUGUUCGAAUUCCCAUUUCCUUAAUCCCAGACCAGCCGCUGCUUCAUGUUGUGUCUCUCAAUAAUCAAGAUGGAACUACAGAUGGGGUAUUUUCCGAGUUCCCUGAAUUGUUACUUGAUGCAGCCAUGGUAAAGCAGCACCUGGAUUCCGAAACAUUUUACUGGCAAUUAUCUGAUCAGUUCCUGGGCAAUAAGAUUAUGAGUUACGGAGGUCAACUAAAGUAUGUUAUCACAUAUUAUGCUGUGGGGGAUUCCGGUGUUUCUGACUUUGAGCCAUACAUUUUAAUGAAGGGUGGCCGUUUUAACAAGCAGGUCAUCUAUGCAGACAUUCCUCAGCCUGCCAACAGAGUUAGAAGUGAGAUUAAAAUCAGCUUGACAGAGAAUAAAUGGAAGUACUUCAAUGCUGUAUCGGACCAAUCAGUCACAAGAUCAGAUUUCAUGUCUGUUUUAGAAAAUGUUGACUAUGUUCUGAUAAAGGCAUCCUAUGGCUAUGGACUGCACCAAAGCAGAAUCUCAAACAUAUCAAUGGAUAUUGCUGUUGAGGUAUCAGAAAUGCAUUCUGGCCGGGAAGUUGCCCAUCUCAUAGAGAUAUGUGAAUGUCCCCCUGGAUAUACAGGACUGUCCUGCCAGGACUGUGCCCCGGGGUAUUUCAAAGAAAAACCGACAGAGACCAAUGUACGAGGCUCCCAGCCUUUGAUUGCCCGCUGUGUACCGUGUCAGUGCAACAAUCACAGUGACAUUUGUGAUCCAGAUACAGGGAAUUGCCAGGACUGCAGAGACAAUACAGCAGGGCAUCACUGCCAUGUAUGUGCUUCUGGAUUUUAUGGCAGAGUCACUGGAACAAUUGCAGACUGCUCACUGUGCGCUUGUCCAAAAGGCAACACCCAAAGUUUUAGCCCCACCUGUGUGCUUGAAGGAAUUAGUGAUUUCCGCUGCAAUGCCUGCCUGCCGGGGUAUGAAGGGCAGUACUGUGAACGGUGUUCUCUUGGUUAUUAUGGAAAUCCCAAUGAACCUGGUGGCACAUGCCAGAAGUGUGACUGCAAUCCUAGUGGAUCACUGAAUAAUGACUGUGAUCGAAUAACUGGUCAGUGCUCUUGCAAGCCAGGAGUUACAGGACGCCUUUGUGACACUUGUGAAAUAAGACACAUUCUUCUCGAACAGGAAUGCAUAUCUUGCGAUGAUGACUGCACAGGGCCACUGCUAGAUGAUCUUGAUAGCCUGGAUAUGGCCAUGCGCUCUGUUAACUUCACGGGGGUCAUCACAGUGCCUCACGGUAUCCUGUCACAACUGGAAAAUGCCACACAACAUUUAAAGGAUUCUGUAUCCAGAAGAGCCAACACAACUGUAAUAAAGAAGACAAUGGAGCAACUGUCAAAGAUGUCUGAAAGUGCAGAUGAAUUGCAGCUACGAAUGGCACAAUCGACCAGUCGCGGUGAAGCAGUGAACAAUUCGACCAUCAGAACCCUGAAUAAGACUCAAGAACUGGUGGCGUUUAUUGAAAAAAUGCAUGAAACCAUAAAAGUGCUGGUUGAAGUGGCAGAGAGUUUGAAUGGCACAAUAGCAAAUGACGCUCAGUUAUCUAACAACACAUUGCUGAAUUACCAAGAAGAUGUGUCUUCUAUGCUUGGACAUAUGACCUCAAAAUCCUUUAACGAUCAACAACUAAUUGCUAAUGAACAUCUUAAGGCAUCAGAAGGAUUAUUGAGUAAAGUUCAAAAAGAUUUUGGGAAGCCACAUCAAGAUCUAAAAAAGAUAAAAAAAAGCCUUGAAGCUACUCUAGAGGAACAUACUAGAAAUUUACAAAGUGCCAGAGAUAUCCUGCUGGAAGCAGCUACAAACACCAACAGCACCAACCACCUGCUUGUUCCUAUUCAGAAGAACCUGACUGAUUAUAAUAUGAAAUCUUUGAACCUCCAAGAGAACAAGAACCGUACAAUGAUGUUGGUAGAGGAGGGGCUGUGCCUUGUUGAUGAUGCUGUUCUGCUUGCAGAGGACACUAUUAAUGCAACAUCUGUUUUGGAGGCUCACCAAGAAGAGCUGAUUCUGUGGAAUACGAAGUUGAGGCAUCACGUGGAUCGUCUGGUUAUGCAGAUGGCUAAAAGGGAUGUGCUAGAACUGGUCUAUAAAGCAGAAGACCAUGCAGCCAAUCUCUUGAAAAUUUCAGAAGCAAUGAACAGUUCUCUUUUAGAUAUAAGGGACACAACACUGAAUGCCACCGUUGCUGUCCUCCCUAACUCAGAGAUUAGUCACAUGGUAGAACAAGCUUGGGUGCUGGCUGACCAGUCUAACCGCACAAUUACUGAGUCUCAGAAGUCGGUGUCUCUGCAGUCUACAUGUGAGAGAUCCAUGAUGUUCAGCUGGCAGCUUCUAAAUGAAGCCAAGAAUUUAAGUCGUAGCACAGAAGGUCUCAUGACAGACUUGAAUAAACUGAAAACCAAAGUGGCUAAAAUACAGAACCGCACCCUUGCUUUUACCCUUCAGAUAAAUAAGCAGCUUCUUGCACUCACAAUGUUACCCAAUGAUACAAGUGAAAAGCUCCAUAAUGCCAAAGAGCUUGCCUUGUCUGCCAAUGCCAAUGCUGCUGGCACUUUAAGCCACAUCAUGAAGUUCAAUGAGGAAGUGCUGAACACCACCUCGGAAUUGUCGAAGGUUAAUGACACAGUGCAGAAAACCUACAAACUCCUAAAAGACUCCAAAAAGACAGCUGUGUCCGUGGGAAGCAAAAUAAAAGAAGUGGAGACACAAGCCAACAUUUUAUUGGAGAGGCUGAAACCUUUGAAAUUACUUGAAGAAAACCUAAGCAGAAAUCUGUCGGAAAUAAAAGAGCUGAUUAGUCAGGCACGCAAACAGGCAGCUUCGAUUAAAGUGGCAGUUUCAGCUGACAGAGAUUGUGUUCGCUCUUACAAACCAGAAAUCUAUUCUUCUAAUUUCAACACUUUAACACUGAACGUGAAAACCAAUGAGCCUGACAACCUUCUGUUUUACAUAGGCAGCAGCACCAAAACGGACUUCAUGGCAGUCGAAAUGCGAAAUGGGAAAGUUUCCUUCCUUUGGGACUUGGGCUCUGGCACCAUGAAACUAGAAGAGCCUGAUGUGAAAAUAAACAAUAACAAGUGGCAUAAAAUAAAUAUCGAAAGAUUUGGUAGGUCCGGCACACUGAAAGUGGAAGAAGUUGUCUCCUCACAGAUAUCCUCAUCUAAAACCUCAGUGUCUCCAGGAACAUCAGCCAUACUCCAUGUAGACAACUCAACUCUAAUGUUUGUUGGAGGGCUAGCAGGACAAAUAAAGAAGUCCCCAGCAGUCUUGACAGCAGAUUUUAAAGGAUGUAUGGGCGAAGCAUUCCUUAAUGGCAAAUCAAUUGGCCUAUGGAACUAUGUUGUAAGAGAGGGCAAAUGUGGUGGAUGCUUUUCAAGCCCACAGGAAGAAGACAAUGCUUUUCACUUUGAUGGCAGUGGAUAUUCCAUUGUGGAAAAGACUCUUCGUUCUACUGCAACACAGAUAGUCAUCCAUUUCCGCACCUUCUCUCCCAAUGGGCUCCUGCUCUAUCUUGCCUCCAAUGGAACGAGAGAUUUUCUGUCUGUGGAAAUAGUGGAUGGGAAGGUGAGAGUUUCAGUGGAACUUGGAUCGGGGCCUCUAGUUCUGACAUCAGACGAGCGUUACAAUGAUGGAUUAUGGUAUAAAGUUGCCUUCCACCGCAACAGAAAGCAAGGUAAUUUAAUGAUUAUGGACUCCUACAACUCCAGCACUAGGGAAACCAAGCAAGGAGAAGCUCCAGGCAGUGCCUCAGACCUUAACAGAUCAGAAAAGGAUCCUAUAUAUUUAGGUGGACUCCCACGUUCCAGGACUGUCAGGAGACAGCUCAGCAGUAGGUCCUAUGUUGGUUGCAUAAAGAAUCUCGAGAUUUCACGUUCCAACUUUGACUUACUGAGGAAUGCCUACGGUGUAAGGAAAGGCUGCAAACUGCAGCCAAUUCGUAGCAUUACUGUCUUAAAUAAUGGCUAUGUGGAAAUGUUGCCCAUAUCACUGUUGCCAGAAUCAGAGAUGAUGGUAUCAUUUUCUACAUUGAAUGACACGGGAAUUAUCUUGGCUGGACUUGGCAAGGGGACAGAGAAACGCAGCCGAAGGCAAGCUCAUCUGCCAUUCUUUGCUAUAAUGCUCAUCAAUGGCCACGUUGAAGUACAAAUCAAUGCAGUGGAUGGAGCCAGCACAAGAAAACUCCUGAUUAAGUCUCCAUCUGGAACAUACAGCGAUGGACAGGAACAUUCUAUUAUUCUUAUUCGCAACAAGAGACUUGUGAGUGUUCAGGUGGAUGAGGGAAAGCCAUCAGAAAUAAAGCUGAAUGGCCCAUCUGCUGAAUCAGUGGCUAUAAAUACGUCUAGCUUCUAUGUUGGUGGAAUGCCUUCUAAAGCGGGUGCCCCUAUGCUGAGAAUAAGUCAGUCGUUCUAUGGAUGCAUUCGCAAUGUGAUCCUCAAUAUGGAGCAGAUGGAUUUCACAAAGGUGUUAAUGUAUGAGAACAUUCACAUGGACAGCUGCCUCCUGACUGAGAAACCUAAGCCCAUUGUUCAUGUGGAAGAACUGGAAGUGCAGCCAACACAUAUACCUGCCAGGCCUGUUACAGAAAGGAAAGUACCUGUGACUACAGUGCAGAAACCCCACAUCACCAAAGCAAAUAAUAAACCUGUACAGUGUGCUAUGGAACCCCUGCCAGAUCAUGUGCCUGAUGCACAUCAGUUUGGACUUACUACUGGAAGCCACAUUGUGCUGCCUUUUAACCAGUCUACAGUCAGAAGAAAGUUAUCAGUUCAAAUGACUCUAAGAACAUUUGCCACCAGCGGCCUCAUUUACUACAUGGCUCACCAAAAUCAGGUUGACUAUGCUGCACUUCAGCUUGUUGAAGGAAAACUCUAUUUCCUAUUGGAUACGGGAAAAGGACGUACUGUAACCUCUCAUCCAGCUGAUAUCAGUGAUGGGAAAUGGCACACAGUGACAACUGAGUACAUUAAAAGGAAAGGCACCAUUACUGUUGAUGGGCAAGAAUCUGUAUCAGCCAGUGCCCCAGGGGACAGUAGCACUCUAGAUGUAGAAGGGAAGUUGUAUCUUGGUGGGCUGCCAUUGGAUUAUACAGCCAAGAACCUAGGAAAUGUCACUCACAGCAUCCCAGCAUGCAUCAGCAAUGUUAUGAUAAACAGCAAGCAGCUACAGAAAGAUAAUGCCAUUUCCAUCCAUGCUGUGAAGAAAUGCUAUGCGCUAGCACAAAAGGGAACUCACUUUGAAGGAACAGGAUAUGCUGCUCUAGUUAAGGAAGGUUACAAGGUUCGAUCGGACGUGAACAUCAGCUUAGAGUUCCGCACUGCUGCUAUGAAUGGUGUUCUUCUCGGUAUUAGUAGCGCCAAAGUUGAUGCCGUUGGUUUGGAGAUUGUAAAUGGAAAGAUUUACUUUCACGUCAACAAUGGUGCUGGUAGAAUAACAGCCGUUUACACUCCUGAAAACAGCAGCCCCUUGUGUGACGGGAAGUGGCACAAAAUUCAGGCCAAUAAAAUAAAACAUCAGAUUGUCCUCACUGUGGAUGGGACCUCAGUUCAGGCGGAAAGCCCUAAUGUACAGUCUACCUCUGCCGACACCAACAACCCAGUUUAUGUUGGGGGAUACCCAGCCGACGUGAAGCAAAACUGCUUGACUAGCCAGACUUCAUUCCAUGGCUGCAUAAGGAACAUGAAGCUUGUGAAGGGCACGCAGAUGGAGGCUAAUGACUUCAGCAAAGCCUUUGAGAUGCGCGGCGUCAUCCCUCAUUCCUGCCCUGGGACAGAGCCAUGAACACAAGAUAUAUCACCUAAUUUAUACAUAAAAGGAGCAUAUUCAUCAAACACAUGAGAUAAUCUAUAUUCAUACUCUGUUAUUUAAGGAAACCCACUCAUCACACAGAGUGUCACUUUAGACACUGAUGUAUUACCCAUACAAUAACAGAGCAUGAAGCGGUUUAAUAUAACCCAUUAGAGAAAUAGACCUUUUAUUGUCUGAUGCAAAAAAACAUUCCAGGACAUCUCCAUUCCACUUAACAUGUACAUCUCAGGAAUACAAUAUUUAGACAAACAAAUCUGCAAUUAUGUUGGAAAUAAAGGACAGGUACAACAAAAUACCUCCAGUAGGAUAUUGAUAGCAUUACAUUGGGUAUUUUAUUUAAAUGUUUAUUCCUUGUUUACUGCUGGAUUCUGCCAAAUACUUGGCAGUGUUUUGAUUCAAAAUUAUCAGUGUUAACUGUUUCUAAGAUGUCAAAUUCAAAUCCAGUUCAAUAAAAACCUUUGAUUUA